AUGGCUGCUUUGGAAGGAAUCUCUUUAGAAUAUAUCCUCCCAGUCCUCAACCAGCUAUACCGCUUCAUUCCGCCACCCAUCCUACAAAACAUCUUCACAUACACACAGCUAGCCCGGGAUCACUGGCAAGCAGCCCAACUCACAUACCUCCAACCAUAUAUUCUCACGCCGAUAAAUGCGCUUCUCAACUCGCCGCCUGACCUCUUCUCGAUACUUGCUCUACUUCUCAUCUUCUUUAUUUCGCUCAAAGUCCUGGACUAUGCAAGGCGAGUGAUUAUGUUUUGGGUCAUGUUGGUGUUCCGGCUGGCGUUUUGGGGUGUGGUUUUGGGAGGCGCCUGGUAUGUGUAUACGGUUGGAUGGGAGAAGACAUGGCGUGACGCCGCGUGGGUGCUGGGGUUGCUGGAGGGGUUUAUCCAGCAGCUGAUAGCGAAUAACCCGUCUUCGUCUGGUGGUGGUCGUGGUGGCGGUAGAAGCUCUCGACCAGCAGCUGGAUGGAAGCCGAAGGAUCAAUGGGGGGGUUCGCAGGGUAGGCUAUGGAGGUGA
Arthroderma uncinatum is the source of this 543-nucleotide messenger RNA. RefSeq lists its product as uncharacterized. NCBI's taxonomy places the organism in Eukaryota, Fungi, Ascomycota, Eurotiomycetes, Onygenales, Arthrodermataceae. The transcript is spliced from 2 exons. The record is from RefSeq and is a predicted model, not a curated record. The coding region runs from base 1 to 543 and encodes 180 amino acids.